GUAUGUCCACCACUUGUAGUCAGAUGAACUAAGAAAAACACACACCUUACUUUUAUGUGUGAUUUUUGCACUUUUCUUUUACAGGUCUGGUUCUCCUGGUGCACCUCCAGCUGGGUGCAUCUACCAAUAUUGUAUGCUACUUCACCAACUGGAGCCAGUACAGACCUGGAAUUGCACGCUACAUGCCUGAAGAUCUUGACCCAUGCCUAUGUACUCAUGUGAUCUAUGCUUUUGCUGGCAUGACUAACAACCAGAUCCAGACGACUGAGUGGAAUGACGUGGCUCUCUAUGCUGGGAUCAAUGGACUCAAAACCUACAAUCCUGACCUGAAAACUUUGCUGUCUGUUGGAGGUUGGAACUUUGGUACCCAAAAGUUUUCUGACAUGGUUUCCUCUGCCCAAAACCGCCAGACCUUUAUUCAGUCUGCUAUCUCCUUCUUACGCAAGUAUGAUUUUGAUGGGUUGGACAUUGACUGGGAAUAUCCUGGCAACAGAGGCAGCCCUGCUGAUACCAAUCAACUUUUCACAGUCUUGCUUAAGGAAAUGUAUGAAGCUUUUGAGCAGGAGGCUUCUCAGGUCAACAAACCCAGACUGCUGAUCUCUGCUGCUGUGUCUGCUGGAGUGGGCACCAUCGAAACAGCUUACCAGAUCCCACAAAUGUCUAAGUACAUGGACCUGAUCAAUGUGAUGACCUAUGACCUCAGAGGAUCCUGGGAAGGUUUCACGGGUGAGAACAGCCCUCUGUUUGCAGGGCCUGAAGACCAAGGCUCUUAUAUUUACUUUAAUGUGGACUAUGCUAUGAACUACUGGAAGAAGAAUGGUGCACCAGCUGAGAAGCUGAUGGUGGGCUUUGGAGCCUACGCUCGUACCUUCACCCUCACCAACCCCUCGAACCAUGGUCUGGAUGCUCCAACCUCUGGGCCAGGAAAAGCUGGAGCCUACACCCAAGAAGCUGGGACACUGGCAUAUUUUGAGGUCUGUACCUUCCUGAAGAAUGGUGCCACUGUCGUAUGGAACGCACCCCAGGAAGUGCCUUAUGCCUAUAAUGGAAAUCAAUGGAUUGGCUAUGACAACCCUAAGAGUUUUGCCAUCAAGGCUAAGUGGCUGUUGGAGAACAACUUUGGAGGAGCUAUGGUAUGGGCUAUUGAUCUGGAUGACUUCACUGGCACAUUCUGUGGGGAAGGCAAAUACCCUCUAAUGAAUGCCCUGAAAUCUGCACUGGGAGUCACCACACCAAACUGCAAGGUGCCAGCAACAACCCUCGGCACCAAUGCCAACCAGCCUGCAACUGCAGCCCCAUCUUCUGGUGGCAGUGGAAGUUCUGGCGGUAGCAAAGGCAACUUCUGCAGUGGGAAAGCCAAUGGCCUCUACCCAGAUCCCUCCCACAGUAAUGGAUUUUUUCAUUGUGUGAACGGGCGGACCUACUACCAGAAUUGCCAGACUGGCCUUGUUUUUGACUCCAGCUGUUCCUGCUGCAAUUGGCCAUGAGGACUGCAGCCACCACAUACACCUGCUCUUCGCUGAUAUA
Varanus komodoensis (Komodo dragon) is the source of this 1527-nucleotide messenger RNA. RefSeq names its product acidic mammalian chitinase-like. Gene Ontology annotation, biological process: chitin catabolic process; carbohydrate metabolic process. NCBI's taxonomy places the organism in Eukaryota, Metazoa, Chordata, Lepidosauria, Squamata, Varanidae. Gene Ontology annotation, molecular function: chitinase activity; chitin binding. The transcript is spliced from 10 exons. Gene Ontology annotation, cellular component: extracellular region. The record is from RefSeq and is a predicted model, not a curated record. The coding region runs from base 183 to 1487 and encodes 434 amino acids.